AUGAACGAUGUAGACAUAGAGGACUACCACAGGAAUAUCCUCCAGGAGCUGAACGCAGUGGAAGAGGAGGGAGAAAUAUCUUUGUCCACAUUUCUAAACGACUUAAUUGAUAUUGACAUUGAAUCAAAUUUUAACUUCAGCUACCAAGUGGUGAGUCGUGUCAUGCAAAUAUGUGUGAAUUCGCUAAACAGUAAUUUGAUGACCUUGGCAGAUGCGUGCAUGCACUUUAUGCGUUACAGCAUCAGUAGGUGUUUAAAACUGGAGGAAGAAAUUAAUCAGUCCUUCUUCGAAAAUAUUAAUACGAUAAUAAAAAUAUGUCUUAACAUGAGAUACUUUAGUGACAAUAGAUCAUUGUUGUUUCAACGAGCAUUUCUCUCUCUCAUUAUUGAGUUGGAUAAAUGUUUGCCUCAAUUCAUGAUGUUGUGGAAGGGGUACAAAGCGGACAUGUGUACCUUCCUCACUUCCCUCCUAAAUCUCAUUUCCUUUCACUUAACUCUUCUAAAUGAUCUUUUAAAAGAAUUAAAAAAAGAUGAAAAAUUAAAUUGUAACAGGUAUAUGCAGGUAGGAUGCUCCAGGAUCAAGAUCAUCGAAAUUGCCUUUAAUUUACUGUUGAACAUGUUUAAAGAGAUAAGACAAAUACCUUUCAUUUCUUCUCUCAUGGAUUAUGUCAACUUAAUUGUUAACACAUAUGAUCACAUACCAGACGUAGAAAUAAAAAAGAAAAUUUUGUCAUUGUGUAGAUGUUUGUAUAGUAGCAACAGCGAUGGAAGUAGAACUCAUUUCGCAGCCCUUCCAGAAAUGACCAAUUUGCUAAGCAGGAAGAGGAACAAUUAUUUGGCCUUAACCAAGGAGAAAGAUAUAAAUAUGAGUUACCUGCGUCACUGCUCCUACAUCUACAUGUCUGAAAGUCACUUGUUCAUCAGCACAUUUAGCGCCACUGGGGGGGAGACGACAAACGGGCCAAACGGGGCAACUGCCUGCAGCAACCAUGGGGAUGCCCCCACUCAUGAGACUGAUGGUGUCUCCCCCAGUAGUCCGCAAGACAAGGUCCUUUUGACUCCCAACGGGUUCAGGGGAUGUUUGCUGCUGAACUUCUUCUACGCCUAUUUCUACAACACGCAAAAUAAGUUGCUCAUCGUUUUGUGCUACGACCAAGUGAAGGUGCGACAGGACCCCGGGGGGAAGAUGCUCGUUUUUCGUUGCUCGCGGAUGGACGCACUGGGUGCACUGUCAAGCAAGCUCCGGACACAGUACGAAGGCCGCCUCCUGGACCACAUAGACAUUUGCGUCAAGUUCCGUUCAGAGUCGAUUAAGAAUAAAAUGUUUGACGUCAUUACGGAGGUGAUUUCGAUUGACAGUAACGAACCUGAUAAUGUGGAGGACGUGAAGGGAGAGGAGGUGAACGGGGAGGAGGCGAAGGACGAGUCAGAUGAGGGCUGUCUUCGGGAAGGGCCUCCGCACUACAAAGAACUGAUAGGGGACAACAACGGUGCGAAUAGUGUUGACGACGACGAAUCAGAUACUCGCACCAACUGUGUUAGUGGAGACGAAAUAAUAGAAGAAGAAAUAUUGAGACGCAGGAAAGUCAGCUUUGCCUCCAUGAAGGAAAUAUGCCUAAUGGACUAUCGUACGUCGAUGGGAACGAAAACGUUACUCCUAGAUGAAUCCCUAAAUGAGAUGGACACACACGAGAAUGAGGGGGUCUCCGAUUUGACAGAUGAAGAGGACAAGAGGAUACGGACUGCUCUGGAGCAAGGAACUGAUUGCCCAAGCAUAAGUAAGGCCAGCUCAUUAGGAGAGAUGCGUGAUGAGGUAAGCGAAGCAGGUGAUAGUGUUCACCCUGAGGGAGGAGAUGGUGGCGAAUCAGUUGGAGGAAUGCACACCAAGGUGAGUUACGCAACGACGAAGGAUUUGGAGAACGCGGAGGGCGUAGAAAGCGAGGCUGCUAUUCUUGAGGAUGAUGAUUUGUUUAGGGAAAACGAACUCUGUAGUGUCAUGUCAGAGAGUAGGAAUGAUUUCGCUGGAGCGGGCGAAUUGUCCAGUGACCAACGGCAAUACCAAUUGAAAAACACCAAAAGGGUGGAAGAGGAAAGCGCAUGUGAGGACCCACAGGACGAGUUCUUCAUUCUCUCAAAUAUGAACAAACUGUGUGAACAAGUCUACAUUGGAAAAAGAAGCCAAGGGGGGGAGAAUGGUCAUGAUGAUGAUGAGGAGGUGGAGGAGGUACAUGUGGGGAGCCAGGCAGGAGAAGCAAAUGAGCAAACUUGUACAAGCACACGCCGCACAUGUUGCGCAGAUGAUGGGAUGAAGCUACUAUUCAGUGAGCCUGACAUACAAUUGGAAGAAGGUAAGGAAGAUUCAAGAGGAAAAAAUAAAUCGGAUGGCAUAUAUAUCCCGCAGAAGAGCUACAACCAUGGCAGGAACAUCCCCCAAGGAAACGAAAAACAAAAGGGAGAAGAAAAUUUCCCUCCUUACACUAUAAAAGAAUUUGUAAUUAAAAAUGCGAUUGAGGAACAUAUUGGAGGGGGAAGAGGCAGUGAAUGUGAUGCUGUGGAAAGCUUGGUGACAGCUGAUCUGUGGAGAGCAAGCAAUAAUGGAGGUGGCCAGAACAUUUUCAAUUCGCCACCCGAAGUUGUUAAAGAGUUACUCAACUAUGAGGCGAAACGGAGAGACGUUGAUGAGUACAUACAAAGUUUGACAAAGCCACAAGUGGAAGGCACAUCUGAGGGGACGCAGCGGGGGGACCUGCGAAGAAGCCACACCGAGGGAGGGACGGGCGAAUAUUCCGAAGUGGUGAAUAUUGAGGGAGAGGAUGAAGCGAGUAACGAAAUGAUCGUAUGUGACUACCCAGUGGGGGGAGAAAUGGAUGGCGGGGGAAACAGCGUUAGCAUUGGAAGGGACAGCAUUGGCAGGGACAACAUGGGUACAGACAACUGCGGCAGAGACAACAGUGGCAGGAAUGAGUCCUGUACGAAGAGGAGUAACCUCUGCGCGAAAGGAACGCACCACAUCGACAAGCCCAGCUCAAGUUGCAAAAGUAAAAAAAGAAUCGCAACCAAUGAGGCCAACACAGCACACGACACAGCCUGCACCAUGAACGAUUACGCAGCAAAAAAUAACCUCCCGGAUUCUCCCUAUCCUGUGAAGAAAACAAAAUAUAAUUACCAUGACCCCAAACUUUUGAACUUGUUAAAAAAUGAAGACAACCUGGACAAGCUAAGUGCGAAAUAUUUGAUUAAGGCUUAUACAAUAAUUCAGUAUAACCGGAGAAACACACACAUACAAAUAGCUGAUUGCUUCCGGAGCGUGAGGAAGGAAAUUACGACAUCCUUUGAAUGUAUUAACAGCAAGUACGUAGCAUGGUUAAAAGAAUUACAACAGAAGUUUGCCGGAAGACUUGAGAGGAUUGUUUCAAGGCACUCCUACAUGCUCCUGAUUAAUAAGAGACGAACUGGACAAAUUAAUGUAAACUCACUUCCCGCUCCUAUCGACCUCCAAAUUAUUUCCACGAAAAUGAAUACACUGCAGGAGACGCUUAACAUAGUGCAAAGAACUAUGGAGGACAAGAUGAAAAAUUUGCAAAUUCUGACGGCAUACAAGGAGAGUGAUGUGUAUACUUCGUCCCUUUCGCUGAACACCCUCCUGUCCCGCUGUUCCACGCAGCGUCUAAGGGAGAGCGCCGGCGACGAGCAAAGCGGUGGUGCGGAACGAAGCGCCGGGGAGAAGUGA
Plasmodium fragile is the source of this 3729-nucleotide messenger RNA. RefSeq lists its product as uncharacterized. The record is from RefSeq and is a predicted model, not a curated record. Lineage: Eukaryota; Apicomplexa; Aconoidasida; Haemosporida; Plasmodiidae. Bases 1 to 3729 code for a protein of 1242 amino acids. The transcript has 2 exons.